Molecule: messenger RNA, 2908 nt
Organism: Symbiodinium necroappetens
Lineage: Eukaryota; Dinophyceae; Suessiales; Symbiodiniaceae
Source: the annotation of a GenBank genome assembly
AUGGAAGAUGUCGUUGCGACGCGCCGGAGUGUCGUGAGGGUAGUCCCUGGGCACAUGUACCCUGGGCCAUGUCCUUACGGCUUCGUGGUGCUUUUUUCGACGGCAGAGACCGUGGGUCGACACUUCCUCAAGGAGAUCUGGCAGGCGAUGCGCUUCGUGGGACUAAUUCCCCGACGGUUCUACUUGGAGAGCUUCGCGAAUGGUGUUAUCACUUACAGCCUCUUCUUCCCAACUGCCAGUGAUGACCAAGUCCAGAAGCUGAAGAGAACGAUUAUGCACGCCACGCUGCUAAAGGCCACACCUGGCCGGUCCGCCUUGCUUUAUAACAAGGUCAUGCAGUCAAGGAUUUCUCACGAAUGCGGUCUCUACCUUUUGGCAGCUGUGAAGUUCGUCUAUGCAUUCUUCCCGAAAGAGCAGUACUCCCGGGAGUACACUGGUGUCCACAAGGUCUUGGAGCAAAACCCUGCGGCCCAGAGAAAGCUGGAGACGCUGUACCGCCUUUGCAUGAAGGACUUGCUUUCCACCGAGCGAAUCUACCAGCUGAUUAGCCGACACCCAGCAUUGGCUGAGCAGUUCUAUACUGACUUCCGAAAGAUUGCAACAGGUGAGUCCGCUCCGAAUUUCAAUUCUGUGCUGGGCGCCUCUAUCGAUGCAGCCUGCAGCGAUCCGCAAGAUCGGCAGAUCUUACGGAUGUUCCUUACUUUCAACCACAGCGUCCGACUCACCAACUUCUUCAAGCCAGAGAUUCCUGGAGCUUUUGCAUUUCGUCUGGACCCAGCCAUAGUCCUGAAGGACCGCCCGGCUUCCCUCUAUCCCGAGAUUCCAUAUGGGAUUUAUAUGGUUUGCGGCCGAGAUUUCAUGGGCUUUCACACGCGAUUUCGGGAUGUUGCUAGGGGUGGCAUCCGCUUGGUCUUAUCCCGCGACGGGGCAGCUUAUGAGCGGAACUUUGCCACGUUGUUCGACGAAUGCUACAACCUCGCGUACACUCAGCAGAACAAAAACAAAGACAUUCCGGAAGGUGGAGCGAAGGGCGUUAUUCUACCAGAUUCAAACUGGUCUGGGGCGAAGGAUGUGGAUGGCAACGCGCUCAUGGGAAAUUCAUCGCAAAGCCCAGCAGCAAUGCGCUCCUGCUUCAUCAACUAUGUCAACGCAUUGCUGGAUUGCAUGCAGCCAGAACAAAACAACUUGUACAGUGGGCACAUGCAUGCGAAGAAGGAAAUUCUCUUCUUUGGGCCCGAUGAGAAUACAGCAGGGUUCAUGGACCUGGGUGCAGACAUUGCUCGAGAGCGGGGCUAUCCAUACUGGAAGUCACUCACCACCGGCAAGAGCGUUUCUUUAGGUGGAGUGCCGCACGAUACCUACGCCAUGACCACCACGAGUGUCCACACUUACGUGACAGAGCUUCUGCACCAGCUCGGCGAGGACGAGAGCCAAAUCACCAAGUUCCAAACAGGUGGCCCUGACGGCGAUUUAGGCUCCAAUGAAAUUUUGAUUUCCAAGGACAACACCGUUGCAAUCGUAGAUGGUUCUGGUGUUCUCUAUGAUCCGGCUGGUCUCAACCGCGUGGAGCUGCGGCACCUGGCAAAACAGCGUCUGCCUGUGAAGCAUUUCGAUCGUUCCUUGCUGAAGACUGGCGGCUUCCUUGUUGUCGUGGAUGAGAGUGAUGUUGUUCUGCCUGACGGAUCGAAGUACUUGACUGGCGCAGAGUUGCGAGACUCUUUCCACCUCACAACCUACGCAACAGCAGACCUUUUCGUUCCUUGCGGCGGCCGUCCCAACUCUAUCACCAGUGACAAUGUCAAGCGCAUGUUUACAGCAGACGGCUUGAAGCCAAAGUUUCGGCUUAUCGUCGAAGGUGCGAAUCUCUUCUUGUCUGAUGGGGCACGAGUAACUUUGGAGAAUGCUGGUGUCCAUGUCUUCAAGGACGCUUCUACCAACAAGGGCGGCGUCAACUCCUCGUCGCUGGAGGUAUUUGCAGCCCUUGCGCUGCCAGCAGAGGAUCAUUCAGCGCUGAUGUGCUUUGAUCCUCGCAAAGGACAAGCGCCGCAAUUUUACCAAGACUACGUGCAGCAGAUCAAGGAGAUCAUCAUCGAAAACGCCAAGCAGGAGUUCAAGGCUAUCUGGCAGUGUAGCAUCAAAGGCAUCAAGAAGGUGGAUGCCACCAAACUCAUCUCCAGCAAGAUCACGAAGAUGCAGGACACCAUCAUGGAAAAGUUCGAGGACAUGUCCAUUGCGGAGAGGGAGCAGCUCGUUCGGCGUGUGCUGACUAUAGCUAUCCCGCCCUUGAUGCUGCAGAAGCUUGGCAUUGAGGCGCUAUCACCGGGAUCCAAAACGACAUCGUGUGACUGUCGCAUUCUGGCGUUUGGGCAGAUUGCGCACCAAUUCGCUGGGAGAGGAUCUGUGCGGAAAGCUUACGAACUCGCUGCCUUUUGCUUGCUGCUCUCUAAGCACCCCGCAUACCUGCCAAAUGUGGAGGCUGUCUAUACUUCUCCGGAGGUGAAGAACUGCUUUGCCCAGACAGACAAGGUCAAUCUGAACCGCUACACUUUCCAGUCCUACGCGAAUGGCAAGUCUGCUCUUCGGGUGGCAGCAAGUGAGGCAUACCCUGCCGGCCCGCACCAGUGGCGCAAUGCCAAGAACCAGGAGCUGCCGUCGGUUCACCUGGAUCAGGAACCAUUUGGACCAGCCCUCAUGGUGAUCCACUAUGAAUCUUGUCCGUUUUCCAGGUGGCAGGACAAAUUCUGGGAGCUUGGCAACACAUCCCCAGACAAAAUCAGUCAGAUUCCAUUCCAGUUCUACCGCGAGUCCAUCAGUAGGAUGCAAGCCUGCAGGAGCAGCGGCCCUCAACACUCUAUGUCCCUGCUGGGCUGUGAUGAGGCGAAGCACGCUGCGUCGGUGAAUCACAAAG